AUGACGAUAUUCCUGGCACUUCUGACGCUUUUCGCCGUGAGUGUUGAUGGCGGUCUACUCGAAAAAUACGCCAACGCGCCCGGAAACGUAUAUCACGAUUCGAACGCGAAACCACCUAGGUACACCCGAGACAUCCACGGGCCGGAGCUCUUGGUACCAAGGCGAGUGCUCGAAGACGGUAGCUUUAGCACGUAUUCCCUGCCGAAUUUCUAUAACCGCCGUGAGAUCAGCGAGCGCGGCAAGCGAUCCCUCGGGUCGGCCGAUAAAUUGCACCUGGUGCUACCCUUCAACGGGAUCGAUCACCACGUAGAGCUCAGCCCGUACCAUGAAUUCAUCUCGCCCGACAUGGUGGUGGAGACGCGGGGCGCCGGGAGCACUACUAAUCUCAACGAGGGCCUGAGAUUCAGGAAGACGUCCGAUCGGCAGUGUCACUAUCGCGGUACUGUUCGAGGCAACGCCAAUUCCAGGGCGGCUCUGUCUCUGUGCGACGGUGUGGCUGGCUACGUGCAAACUAAUCACGGACGGUACUUCAUCGAGCCAGUGUAUCAGGCGGAACCCGAGCCCGACGGCCAGCACAUUCACGUCGCUUACAAACGGGAUGCGCCGCACGAGAAGAAAGGGCAAACCGAUACCGUGUCGAAGAGACAUUGUGGAACCAGCGACAACUGGGAGUCAGCGUGGGCGGAGCAGCUGGCUAAAAGGCAGAUGCAACUAAUGGAAAAUAAUUCUCUCGGCGCGAGGCGCGAUACCGCGGUAUCUACGGGGACGCACAGUAUACACCGUUACAUUGAAGUUGGAUUAAUCGCCGAUCGGAGAUUCCUCGACUUUCACAAUAACACGGAUUACGAGCAAUAUCUCUUGACGGUCAUGAACAUGGUGUCCGACUUUUAUCACGACAAUUCCGUAGGGAAUCAAAUAGACGUCGUCUUAGUACGCGUGAUAUAUUUGGAGAAAGAGAAAGAGGAGAUAGAUUUGCUCAUUAGUCCGGAUGCCGAAAAUACAUUGGAGAGUUUCGCGAAGUGGGCAGAGAAGAUGAAUCCCAAAGAUGACACGCAUCCCAAUCAUUAUGAUAUAGCGGUAUUGGUCACUAGGUAUGAUAUUUGCUCGGAGGGAACCAAUUGCGACCUAAUGGGUUUGGCUCAUGUCGCAGCGGCCUGCGACUCGGCAAAGGCUGCCUGCAUUAAUGAAGACAACGGACUUCUGCUCGGCAUCGUGAUUGCCCACGAAGUUGGUCACGUAAUGGGUUGUUCUCACGACGAGCCCGAAACCAGCGGAUGUCCAUCGAAGGACACGGACGAUAGCUACUUUAUUAUGUCCCCUAUCGUCUUCCUAUAUACCAUCCGAUGGUCGAGCUGCAGCAGGAAAUUUAUAACAGCUUUUCUCGAGAGCGGGUUAGGCGAAUGUUUGAACGACAAUCCAAGAACUCCCUCGGAGAAACUGAAAUAUCCUAACAUGUUGCCGGGUGCGAUGUACGACGCUACCUUUCAGUGUGACAUGCAGUUUCCUGGCUCGAAAGUGUGCCCGCAAUCUCAAGCGACCGGCUGCGAGACUCUGUGGUGCUUGACCAACACGAGCUGCUAUUCCCUGGGGACACCAAAAGCAGACGGUACCAAGUGCGGUGAGAACAAGUGGUGCAUCCACAAGAAGUGCGUGGACAUGGGCACUCGACCGGCCGCGGUUCACGGCGGAUGGGGCGAAUGGGGUCCCAUGGGCCCCUGCAGCAGGACCUGCGGCGGCGGUCUUAAGUACUCCGAGAGGGAAUGCGACCGCCCGGUACCGGCGAGCGGCGGCAGGUACUGCAUCGGCGAGAGAAGAAGGCUCUUCACCUGCAACAUCACGCCCUGCGACCCGACGAAACCGCCGUACCGUGCGGUGCAGUGCUCGGAACACGACAACGAAGAGAUCCUGACGGACGGGCUUCAUCAAUGGAAGCCAUACAUGGACCCGAAAUUAGAGCCCUGCGCGCUUUACUGCAUCAACGAGAGGCAAACCUACGUGAAGAUCUCAUCGACGGCGAACGAUUCUACGCCCUGCAAGGCUGGGACCAACUAUAUGUGCAUCUCUGGAACUUGCAGGAAAGUUGGAUGCGAUUGGGAGAUAGACUCGGACGCAAUUGAGGAUAAAUGUGGCAUAUGUAAAGGCGACGGGACCAAGUGCAGCCUAGUGGAGGGCGAGUUUACUGAAACAGCGUCGCAAAGCGCAUAUGUGAAGAUCGUAACAAUUCCGAGGGGAGCUCGAAGCGUGCAGGUUUCCGAGAGAAGACCCAGCGAGAACAUACUGGCCGUGAAACUCGAAAAAGAUAAAACAUACUGCAUCAAUGGAGACAACCGCGAGUUUAGAAGCGGAGAUUACGAGUGCGCUGGAACGAUGAUUAUCUACACGCAUCCGGAACCGGACAAGGAAGUAGUGGAUAUGAAAGGCCCGAUAUCCGAAAACAUCGAGAUACAAUAUGCGUUCUUCAAUCCUCAAUAUAAUCCUGGAAUAAAUUAUAAAUACUACGUGAGAUCGACGAAUGUAUCGUACACGCCCAAGUACAUGUGGGACUUUAUCGAGUGGUCAGAAUGCAGCGCUAAGUGCGACGGCGGCACGAUGAUAUCCGAGGCGUCCUGCAUCGAGGAACAGGGCGGACGAGUGACACCCAACUUCUGCGACGGCAUUCCGCGCCCGGAAGCGAAGAGCCGCAUCUGCAAUCAGGCCCCUUGUCCUGCGAAAUGGAGAGUGAGUCAAUGGAGCAAAUGCAGCGCCUGCGAUGGGAAGAAGGGUAUGAGGCAUCGGAAGGUUCAAUGCGUGAGGCCAGGUGCCAGACCCGGGGAAGACGACGUGCAGGCAAAUCUGGACGCGUGCAAGGGUCGCGUACCGAGGCAGAAAGAGGAGUGUAUAGGUACAAUCGUGAUUUUUUUUCACGUUCGAAAUAUCUUCGGCCUGACAUAACUUGAAAUGAAAAUUCGAAACUCGCAAAAACACUCACGAUGCAUUUUCGCGUUAGGUACAAGACCCUGCAAAAAAAUGUGUCCUAAGAAAACUCGACGGUCCAACGAGCGGGAGUUCACGGACGUGCAAAAGAGAGUGAGCCUAUCACCGGACGAUCAGCGGCGAAUGAUCGACAGAUAUGUCGAUCUCGGUUUGGCCCGUUACUUAGAGAAAGCAAGGCGCGACGAGUUGGCGCGCGAAGACGACGGUCUCGAAGGAACGAGCGCCGCCCGGGACUUCCGACAGGUUCUUUACGACUGGGCGAUGACAAACGGGGACAAGCGUAAGCGCACCUGCGACCCCGCGGAGGAGAGAUUCACCACGCCGAAGCCGGGAUCCAUCAUCAAAGAUGCGAUACCCAUCGAGAACGUCGUACUAAUGCAGGCGCCGUAUAUGGACGAGGCUCUGCAGUCUAAUCUGUCGGACAAGGCGUUCCAGGAAGCCGGCGAUCGCGUCGGCGUGGGCAUUGACACGAGCCGGGAGAAGGUGUACAAGGGCGCCCAGGCGAUUAGGCUUAUCGGACAGCUAGCCCAUCGUAAUCUGACGACGACUCGGCGCGCCGUUUCCACUACCGAGAGCGAAGCUAUCAGUCCAUCUCAAUCAGUCGAUAUCGCGGAAAAAAGACGUUGAGCAACGAGGAAAAAAAGUUAAACGUUGCGAUAAACGUACGUUUAUCUCCGCACAUAAUUGUUCGUCCGUGUAUAAGUGAUAGAAUCCAGAAAUAUAUGAAUAUUUAGACACAG
Messenger RNA from Monomorium pharaonis (pharaoh ant), 3713 nucleotides. RefSeq names its product A disintegrin and metalloproteinase with thrombospondin motifs 7. Gene Ontology annotation, biological process: extracellular matrix organization; proteolysis. Lineage: Eukaryota; Metazoa; Arthropoda; Insecta; Hymenoptera; Formicidae. The record is from RefSeq and is a predicted model, not a curated record. The coding region runs from base 1 to 2931 and encodes 976 amino acids. The transcript is spliced from 17 exons. Gene Ontology annotation, molecular function: metalloendopeptidase activity. Gene Ontology annotation, cellular component: extracellular matrix.